Messenger RNA from Meloidogyne enterolobii, 347 nucleotides. The record is from the annotation of a GenBank genome assembly. NCBI's taxonomy places the organism in Eukaryota, Metazoa, Nematoda, Chromadorea, Rhabditida, Meloidogynidae.
UUUUUUAAGAAAUGGAAUUAGGAAACAUCGAGAUUAGAAAUAUUUCAAAGAUUGAACGGAUUGGAGCCCACUCACACAUUACCGGGCUUGGAUUAAAAGAAAAUUAUGAACCUCAUGAUAUUGCUGAUGGAAUGGUUGGGCAACAUUCGGCGCGCAAAGCUGCUGGUUUAAUUGUUAAAAUGAUAAAGGAUGGCCAUAUAGCCGGCAGAGCUCUGCUAAUUGUUGGAAAUCCUGGUACAGGAAAGACUGCCGUUGCAAUGGCUAUUUCAAAAUCUGUUGGGGAAGACACUCCUUUUGUUUCUAUUUCUGCUAGUGAAGUUUAUUCAAUGGUAAGGAAAAUUUUUUGA